Bombina bombina (fire-bellied toad) is the source of this 5688-nucleotide messenger RNA. RefSeq names its product phosphoinositide-3-kinase regulatory subunit 1 (gene PIK3R1). Gene Ontology annotation, cellular component: phosphatidylinositol 3-kinase complex. The record is from RefSeq and is a predicted model, not a curated record. Gene Ontology annotation, biological process: insulin receptor signaling pathway; phosphatidylinositol phosphate biosynthetic process. NCBI's taxonomy places the organism in Eukaryota, Metazoa, Chordata, Amphibia, Anura, Bombinatoridae. Gene Ontology annotation, molecular function: 1-phosphatidylinositol-3-kinase regulator activity; protein binding.
UCUAGCUGCUUGCGUCGCGCUUACUCUGUGUGACUUCUGUCUGGGCUCGGGCUGCGGCGGCGUCGAGAAAGGAAGGAAGAAGGAUAGCAAUGAGAGCUAGCUCUGGCGCGUCCGAUUCUAGGCAAUCUCCCGGCGGACGCACAGAGUGAAUACACAAGCAGGACUGUGUCGCAUUUUCCGGAGAGUACUAACCGGUAUAGGCGUGCAAGAUGAGUGCGGAGGGAUACCAGUACCGGGCUAUGUACCCCUAUAAGAAGGAGAGGGACGAGGAUAUCGACCUGCAGGUGGGCGACAUCUUAACAGUCAACCGGGGCACCCUAGUGGUUAUAGGGUGCACGGAGGGUAACGAAGCCAAACCCGAUCUUAUUGGAUGGCUCAACGGCAUCAACGAGAGCACCGGAGAGAGAGGCGACUUUCCGGGCACUUACGUCGAGUACAUCGGAAGAAAGAGGAUAAGCCCUCCGACCCCCAAACCAAGGCCCCCUAGGCCGCUGCCGGUUGCCCCAAGUGCCAGCCGAGGUGAGGCUGGUGCAGAAGCGCAGGCCUUCACACUUCCUGAUCUUACAGACCAAUUCUCACCACCUGACCCGGCGCCACCUGUCCUUGUCAAGCUAUUAGAAGCCAUUGAGAAAAAAGGUCUGGAAUCUCCAAUACUGUACAGAACACAAAGCUCAAGCAGUGUGGGUGAGCUGAGGCAGAUCUUAGAGUGUGAUGCUGCUUCUUUUGACUUUGAUCAAUUUGAUGUACAAACUUUGUCAGAUGCUUUAAAGCGGUAUCUUUUGGAUCUUCCAAACCCAGUCAUUCCAGCUUUAAUAUACAAUGAAAUGCUUUCUUCAGUCAGAGGCUCUCUCAAUUCUGACGAAUAUGCGAUACUUUUAAGGAAGAUCAUCACAUCUGCUAAUGUACCUCACCAGUAUUGGCUCACUCUCCAGUAUCUGCUCAAACAUUUCUUUCAAGUUUGUCAAAGUGCCAGCAAAAACCUACUCAGCGCAAAGUCCCUUGCAGAAAUUUUCAGCCCCCUGCUUUUCAGAAACCAGUUACUGAGCCCUGACAGUUCAGAAUACAGCUCUCCGAUUCUAGAAGUUCUUAUUGCAAGUGAAUGGAAUGAAAAGCAAGCGGCACCAGCACUGCCACCAAAGCCUCUGAAAUCUACUUCUGUAACUAACAACGGUACAAACCAUAAUAUGACUUUACAAGAUGCUGAAUGGUACUGGGGAGAUAUCUCAAGGGAGGAGGUAAAUGAAAAACUGCGGGAUACCACUGAUGGGACCUUUCUGGUACGAGAUGCAUCAACAAAAAUGCAUGGGGACUACACUCUUACACUGAGAAAAGGCGGAAAUAACAAGUUAAUCAAAAUCUUUCAUCGAGAUGGAAAAUAUGGAUUUUCUGAUCCAUUAACAUUCAAUUCUGUGGUUGAACUGAUAACCCACUACCGAAAUGAGUCAUUAGCACAGUAUAAUCCUAAAUUGGAUGUUAAAUUGCUCUAUCCAGUGUCUAAGUUCCAACAGGAUCAAGUAGUCAAGGAAGACAGCAUUGAAGCAGUUGGGAAAAAGUUGCGUGAAUAUAACGUUCAGUUUCAAGAAAAAAAUCAAGAAUACGAUCGCCUGUAUGAGGAUUACACAAGAACAUCUCAGGAAAUUCAAAUGAAAAGAACCGCCAUUGAAGCAUUUAAUGAAACUAUUAAAAUCUUUGAAGAACAGUGCCAAACACAAGAAAAAUACAGCAAGGAAUAUAUAGAAAAAUUUAAGCGUGAAGGAAAUGAAAAAGAAAUUCAGAGGAUUCUACACAAUCAUGAAAAGUUGAAAUCCCGUAUCAGUGAAAUUGUUGACAAACGUAGGCUUGAAGAAGACUUGAAGAAACAGGCUGCAGAAUAUCGAGAGAUUGACAAGCGCAUGAACAGCAUUAAACCAGACUUGAUCCAGUUGAGAAAGACAAGAGACCAAUACUUAAUGUGGUUGACACAAAAAGGAGUACGACAGAAGAAACUAAACGAAUGGCUGGGCAGUGAGAACACAGAGGAUCAGUAUUCCACAGUUGAAGAUGAAGAUUUGCCACACCAUGACGAGAGGACGUGGAAUGUUGGCAAUAUUAACAGGAACCAAGCUGAAAACCUGUUACGUGGGAAGCGUGAUGGAACAUUCCUUGUACGAGAGAGCAGCAAGCAGGGGUGCUAUGCGUGUUCUGUGGUGGCGGAUGGAGAAGUUAAGCACUGUGUUAUUAACAAAACUCCUACCGGAUUUGGCUUUGCAGAACCUUACAACUUGUACAAUUCUUUGAAAGAACUGGUGCUACAUUACCAACACACAUCACUUGUACAGCACAAUGACUCUCUCAAUGUCACACUAGCAUACCCUGUAUAUACGCAGCAGAGGCGAUGAAGAGAUAAUGAACUAUGGAGUUUAUUUCUUCAUUGACAACACUGUGGCCUCUUUAGGCAAGGAAAAUGUAAAGCUCCCUUGUCAGCCUAAUUCACAAGAUUGAGCUGUUGUAUCAAAGCUAUCUUCAGGUGGGAUAAGAGCUUUCUUCGCCAUGGAAGCAGGAGAUGUGUUAAGCUGUGAAUGUAUGUUUCUAAGCUAUUGUGCUUGCUUUCUAAGAACAAGAAGCACAGAAAAUGAGAGAUGCUUUUAAGAGCCUAUCUCCCGGCCUGCAGGUACCUAAAGGCCUUCACCAUGGUGCUUGUUUACGUUCUAUUGAAGCUUUACCAGCUUGAAUGUUGGUCACCGCAGAUCCAAUAAGCCAAGGUGUUAGCAGUUUUGUGGAAACGUUCCAUCUUAACCUGGUUAAGGACUCAUGACAUUUCUGCUCAGUGGAUCUAAUUUACAAAGCAGUGCACGGAUUGUCUCAUUUUCCAAAAAAAUAUGUAGCAGAAUGGCACUUUUUAUUCAUUUCUAAAAUCAAUUUCUAAGGAGUUCUGUUCAUUUGCAGAAUGUACAAACAGCAAAGUGCCAGAAAGUGUUUAAAAAUAUGGAAAGAGAAGAAGACUUCUUUUGAAAGAACCUAAUUAAUAUGGAAUAUAGCAAAAUGGAAAAUGGCAAACAGUAUAUAUAAAUACAUAUGUACAUAGCAUUGGGUGACUAGCUAUCAAAACGGAGCUGAUCAAUACCAAACUGUCUACUUUCUUUUUAUUUUGCUGACUGCUAAAUCCUUAAUGCUAUGCAACAUCAAUUUCUUUAAGCUGUUUUUUCUUGUUUUAUAUGUUUCAAUACCAUUUUUUUGUUUUGUUUAUGUUAAUUGAAAAAAGUUUUCUAUCAUUUUGUUAUCGUUGUGUGUUUUAAGAAAAUGUGCAGUAUGUCCAAUGGGAAAGGUCAGAAGAGCCUGAAAACGUAGAGUGCUAUUUUUAUCAUAACUUGUAUAGAAAACUUGGCUUUAAAACCCAAGAUUAAAAAAGAAAAAUAAUUGAAAAUCCAUUACAAAUAUUUGAUAAAAAUGCUUGCUUUUUUGUUUUGUGUUGGGCGGUGCCUAAUAAGAUUCAAAGCUGCUUUAUUAAUAAAAUAAACUUUUAAAAUAUAGAAAUAUAUAAAGAAAAUCAGAGUGACAUUCAUAUUAUGGGUUAUUUUCUAUAAUGGUACUAUAUAUUGUACACAGGAUAUUAAGUCCUCUGUCCAUUUACUACUUCUGAUACGGGAGAGAACAAAACAAGUUUUCUGCCAUUUACUAAAUAUGAAACAGCCCUUUGCAACCAUAGAAUUAUGGCACGCCAUAAACAGCUUCCAAUUUCAGCUGCUUUUUGUACUUUUCACAUGCUUCAGUGAAUCCUGUAAACAAGGCUAAAACAUGCAUGCAGUACCAUGUCAUGUGAAACCCCUAAAGUUAUCACAUUUAUUUUUAAAUGGUCUCAAAGCCAAAAACCUCUGACCCAUGGUUAGAUUUGAAAAGUUUUGAGGCAUCCUUUGGAUACAAAUUUAAAUACUGUGGGAUACAAACCAUUGGCUGUAAUUUAUGUACUUUGAUGUAUAUUUUUAGCACUUUUGACACUGCUAAUACAGAGUUAUAACUUGUUAUAGUUUACCCCUUGCUAAUAAUAUAAUAAUUAGCUCUGUAAGGCAGUGAUUAUGUUCUGCUAGAGUUUUGUAUUCUGUAGUAUUUGUAACUGCCUUCCUUGUAGUAUUUACUGACAAUGUAAAUUCACGUAUGUGCUGUCAGUCUUGCCUGUUCAUCAGUCACUGUAUGAGAUGUUUUACUUUCUAGACGGGUGGAGUUUUUUUUUUUGUUCCCUUUUUUUCCCUUCCAAAUUGUUGUGGGCGUUUUUUUGUUUUUUUCUUUCUGGGAUUUAAAUACACCAAUUUCACAGAGCUCAGAUCAAUUUCUGAGCUUUUACUUAUGUAUAUUCUAGCUCCUUUUUUUUUUUUUUUUUUUUUUUUUUUUCAUUUCUGAUGUCAUUGCAUUUUCACACAUUCUUCUAGACCAGUUACUGUUUGGUCUUUCAGGCUGUACAAAAAGGGAUAAAAAAUACUCCACAAUAAACCUGGCCUAGCUUUAAUACUACUCCUUUUUUUUUUUUUUUUUUUUUUUUUUUUUUUUUUUAAAUCAAUGUUUUUAUUUCAUCAUAUAAGUCACGGUGAUAAAUAUUUACUGGAGAGCAUGUGGCCCGGUUAUUUUCUGCUUGAAUGAGAUUCCUAUUGCAUUGUUCCACAUCAACAAAUUUAUUGGUACUUUGUUGAUCACAACAAUUUUAUGUAUGUGAAUAACUUUAUAAUACACAUUCAUAUGCAAAUACCCCCCCCACAAGACUCUGGGAGCUAAUAUAUAUGUUUUGUCCCAGUCUAAGCCAUAAUUUCUAUUCUUAAUAGCUUUUAUGCUCACAACUUUUAAAAUACCUGUUCUGAUUGCCUAUCAAAGUUCGUUCUAAAAUGCACAUGCACUAUUCAUCAAGUUAAGGUACACCCUACAGCUAUAUUAAGCACAACAAAUUACCCUAGUUCUGAAACUAAAUAUUAUUUUAAGAUUAGAAAAUGAUUCGUAACAAUAGGAAUCUGCUCUCUGUUUUUGUUGCAAUGGAUAUCGGCUGGAGAUAGUCUGAUCUAGGAAGUCUUACCAAUCUGUCUGUUUUUUGUUUAUACAGUAUAUAUAUAUAUAUAUAUAUAUAUAUAUAUAUAUAUAUAUAUAUAUAUAUAUAUAUAUAUAUAUAUAUAUAUAUAUAAAUACAGUUUAUGGUAAUUUAUCAGUGAACUCAGAUGAUAGGAAAUUCUGCUGAUUUCAUUUUGGAAAAAGUCAAAAUGUCUGCUGCCUUUAACAGGGCUUGUUACGUAUGGUAUUCUCAAAUUUGUUCAGGUUCAUUUAAGAAAUGGGCAGCUCUAUGCUCAUUGCCUGACGCAGGCAAAAAUGCCAAAUUUUUUACACAUGUAAUGGCUUAAUGUCAUUUUAAUUCAGACUAACCAUGUCAAUAAAGUUUUGUCACCAUAAGAUUGCAUUAGCUGCCCAAUGUGCUGCUAUUUUUUAUUCCUGUUUCAAACAAAAUCUCUUAAAUGUUUAUACAGCAUUAAAAAUACUUUUAAACUACACAAAUGCUUUGGUCUUUCGUUGGGGAGGAAAGGAUCAUUGGUAGUUAUUUGCCUUUACAAGGCAAUAAAUAAAGUUGUGCCUCUGAAAUUUGAGCUAUAGCUUUGAUAAAGCUCUGUGUCUCGUUUUAAGUUGCUUUAAAACAUUGUAUUAGAUCUUCAAAAAGAAUAAAGAUUGUUUUGAAAAUGA